GUGUAAUGAUGUUGUGUCGUAUUUGUGGCGAUAAAACGGUCGAAAUUAAAUACCAAUAUUAUUUUAAAAAGAAUUUAUCAAAUCAAAAACGAAAUAAUUCAACAUUUUUUUAUCAAUGACGAUCAUACUUUAUAAUAAUAAAAUUAUAAACCAAGUGUUUGAUAGAUAAGAAAAAAAAAGGAGUAUGUGCAGCAAGUGUAUAAAUGCCGGAUUGUCCAGAGGUUAAAGUUCCUAACGUAUUUUUUACGCCGUUACAAAUUUCCAAUCGAUUAAAAGUGUACUCUGUGUCUAUAAAUGAAUAAAAACAUUUAUAAAAUAAAUAAUAUAAUGGAUUAUCGACUGAAAAAUCGAACGAUAAAUGAAUAAAUAAAAUAAUGAAUACAGACAUAAAAUUUUAAAGAAAAUUAAAUCAUCAAAAAAGAAUAAAUUCAGUAGAAUGAGUGAUGAUAAAGAUAAAAUUGAAGAUAAUAAACAAAAUUAUGUAUUCUUUAAUGAUCCUGAUAUUAUAGCAAAACGUGCUGAAUUAUUAGCAUUGAAAAAUCAACAGCAAAAAAUUUUUAAUCAAUCAAGAGAAUGUAAUAAUUUUCAAUCAUCUAAUCAACGAUUACAACCUUAUCCAUUUACUUUCAUUUCAGCUGUAAGACGUAAAUUAGAAUUGGAAGCUCAACAUGAAGCAGAAGGGCAUAAAUUAGAAUCAAAAGUUGAUCAUUUAGAUGAUAAAAUGGAUUUUAUAAAACCACUUAAAGUACCAGAUUUAAAAAUAUCACCUAAAACAGUUGAUUAUUCACCACGAGAUCAUUUACAACGAAAUGUACGGUCUGAAGAGAUGAUAGACAAAAGCUCAAAGAGUGCAGAAAGAGUUAAUAGAAAGUUGGAAUUUUUGUCAUCCCAAAGUUCAUUAGCUAAUGAGGAUAUAAAACAAUUAAAAGCACCGGAUAUACAAUAUUCAUCAUUUUCACGUAAAAAAUUGGAACAAAGAGACAGUUCGAGGGAUAAAAUAAAUAAAACUAAAAGAAUUAAAAAAGAUGAUGGUGAUAAAUCGAAAGAUGAUGAAGCUUUUGAUAAUUUAAAAAAACGUAAUACAAAACAUAUACCGAGGCGUGAUUUAAUUGAUCCUAUUACAGUUAAAUCAACUGGAAAAAGCUCAACAGAACGUUCACAUUCACGACAGAGAGACAAAAAGAGUUUUGGAUUGAUGGCUAGUAAAACUGAUGAAAAAAAAUCAUCACGACCUGGUCAAAUGAAAAGUUCGAGGGACAGAUCAGUUGAAAUGAAAGGUAAAGUGACAAGUAGUGAAUCGAUUUCUGAUCGUAAACCUUAUGAUUACAUUACACAUAGAAGUGAUUUACGAGCUUCAAAUGAUUAUACUAAUCAAAGUGUCAAUGGAUUAAGAUUAGAUGAUCAAAAAUAUCGUAUUGGAUCAGAUAAUAAAGUAUUGAAGCAUCAAAUGACUAAGGAUAAACAUAAAAAAAUUUUAGAUAAAUGUAAAACAUCAAAGAUAUAUCAUAGAUCAACUGGUGGCACUUUUGUUGAUUGCCAUCCAGAUGAUAUCGAAGACACUAAAUCCGACAGUAUUUAUACCGAAUUAUCAUCAGCAUUAUCUAAAAGUAAAGAUGAUAAAGUAACAUUAGUUAGCACACAACAAAAUUUAACUACCAGUGAUGUAAAUAGUUUGAAUGAUAAAAAUAUAAAUAUAACACAAUCAUCAGAUGAAAGUUUUUUAGAUUCUAAAAAAAUAUCAUUUAGAGAUGAUAGUUAUUCACAGCAGGAAGAAUUUUGUAAUUUAGUUACACCAGAUUUAAAUUUAGUUUAUCGACCUAAGCGUAAAAAAGACCAACGAUCAAUAAAAACAUUCCAAGAGUCUAGUGUUGAUGAUGGACUGAAUCACGUGGUAUCAUCUAAACAUAAAUUACAACAGAAUGAGAAACAAGAAGAAGACGUGCCUUUAUUACAUCCAACUGCAUUACACAUGCAAUUCCAAGCUGAAUUACAUUUAUUUGAUUCAUACAAUGAGUCUAUAAGACAAGUGAUGGAUGUUGAAAAUUCUUUGUAUAAUGUUAAGCAAGAUCAAGCACGAGAGAAACUUCAACAAAAAUUGAUUACUGAGCAAUCAAAUAAAUUAACAAAUACACAAGUUGAUGAACAAAAGCAACAACAGGAUAUAAUAAUAAGUGAUAAUAAUAAUGAUGAGAAGAAUAAAUUGAGUACUAAAGUUGAAGUACAGACACAAACUGCUAAUGAUAUUGCAACUCAAACUGAUACAAUGAUGACUCUAAGUGUAGAUCCUAGAAUUCAACAUCCUGGUGUUACUUAUAGACGUGGAUCUUUUGAUUUUGGUUCCAUUGAUAUUGAAGAUCUUGAUCAACUUGAAGAAAUACCAUUGCCAAAUAAAAUGCGAGCAAUGUCUGAGAUAAGUUUGCAUGAAACCACGUCAUCUAUCAAGACUGAAACUGGUACGGAAAUCAGUAUUUCCACUCGAGAUGUGACUUAUUCUUUCAAUAAAUUCCUAGACCUGGAGAUGGCGCAAUUAAUAAAAGACGAAAGACAAACAAAUGAUAAAAUAGAAAUGCUUUUUCGAUCUCAUGAAAAGACCCUAUAUGAUCGUACACGUAAGCUUGUUAAAUUGGAGGAGCAAAAGAGAGCAUUGAGAGAUACUGGUCAAGAUUCUAGGAUAAGUUCAGUUAAGAAGAAACAACGAGCUUUAUUGUUAAAAUUACAGCAAGAAAAAGAUGAAAUGAAUCGAUUGAAAGAGUUACAUAAAAAAGCCAGUCAAGAACGUAAACUUAUGUUGCAGAAACAAAGGAAUAUGUUGAAUCCUCAGAUGUCAACGAAGAAUUUUUUAACCAAACUAAAGAGAAGUGCUGAUUGUCAAUCACCACGUAGACUAUCAGGUCCAAUGAAGGGUUAUGAUAUCAGAAGUAAUAGUUCUAUCAGUUCGCUUGUUGAUUCUGACAAAUCACAAAUUGAUAGAUCGAAUCUUGAUGAAAAACUUGAAGUCUCUGAUAUGAGUAUUGAAAAGUUGAAUGAAAAAUUACUUAAACGUGAUGAAGAUGCAUGUACUUCUGUUGAUUCACGGGGUAAUAAAUAUUCACAGCUUUUUGAAGAAUCUAGCAAUUCAUCAAGACUUGAAUCGCCUUCCAAGUAUCAACUAAAGACACGUAAGUUUGAGGAAAAGAUGCCUAAAAGCGAUUUGCUAAGGUUAAAAGCUCAUCAUAUGAAUCUUGAAUCAAAACUUCAACAAGCUAGGCAAAGUAAUCAAGCUAAAUCAUUCAAUAUUUCAUCUGACUUGAAGUCUGAGUCGGAUACUUUGGUGGAGGAGUUGUCGAAAAAGUCAAAACUACGUGAUAGAAGUGAAGAGAAUAAGAAGAAUGAUAAAACCAGUGGUGAAAGGGAUGCUUUGAAGAAAGCUCAGUACAAUCAAGACCUAAAAUUAAGUAAACGAAAGACUGGAAAAAAUCCUAAAGUUAAAACUCCAGCAAAUAUUUUGACGGAAAAUAUAUUAAAGAUGAAUGCAAAUUCAGAUGAUUUAAAAAAUAAUAAAAGAUCGAAAAUUGAACGUGAUUUUUUGCCAACUGAAGAUAGUCAUCAAUCAAUUCUUGAAGAGAUUAAUUUAAAUGACAGUCAAAAUUCACUUCAAGCUUUAGUUAAACAUUCCCGAGCAGUUAAAGAAAAAAAUUAUAAACUCCUACGUGAUAUUGCUCAUGAGCAUGAAGCUAAGGAGAACAUAUCAGAGCAAAUGAUAAAUAGAGAUUCAAUGAAUAAAAAUGAUACAAAAAUUAGAGAUAAUAAUAAUGAUGUACAGAAUCAAGAAAACAUAUCAACUAGAUCACAAGUUAGUACUUUUACCAUUUCAAGACAUAGUUCAGGGGAUAGUGAGAAGAGUUACUCGAGAUCGGUAGUGAUAAGAUCUCAGCAAGAUCAUCAGUUCAAGACAUCAAAAAAAUUAGAACAAGUUUUACAUGCACGGGAAGCAGCACUUGCUACAAGACGUAAUUGCGUUGAAGAUUGGAUAGCCUAUCACGCAAAAUUAAAAGCCGAAGAGAGUCGAAUAAUACGAAUGGAAGAGGCAGCUUUGAAAUUAAUUAGUGCAAGUUCUAAUGCUUUGUCUUGCAAUGAUACAACUGUUUCAUCGGAUACAAGUGAUGUUGAAGGCAGAGUAGAGCUUUUAGUAGAAAAAUUAGCCCAAAGACGUGCAGAAAUGGCAAAGCUCAAGAAAGAAGCACGAAAGCAAGCUAAACAGAGAUUAAAAACUCUCGAAGCGAAUUUAUUAAAUCAAAUAACGAAAUACGAUAUAACAAUAAACGAAAUGCGUAAAAAAUUGGAACAAAAACGUAAUUUAAUAAAAGAAAGUGGAAAAUUAGCUAUCGAAGCUAAAUCAAUAGCUGACGUAAAAGUACCUGAGAUUCCAAUUAAAAAUAUCCAAGAACUUUAUAAAACUAAUGAUUUAUCAAGAUCACGAUCUGAAUCAGAUUUAAUAACGAAAAAUAUUUAUUCUUUAACUAAAAAAACUGAUAAAGAAGUUGAUUAUGAAUCGUCUAGUUCAUUGGUAACUAAAAACACAUCGAAAAGUGUUGAAAAAGAUAAAACAACGAGUCGUAGCAUCGAAUCAGUAUUGGAAGAAGCUAGGAGAACACUUUCAUCACGAAGUACGGAGUCUAGAAAUGAUAGUGAAGCAAGUCGAGAUCAGAAGUCAACAGAAAACAGUAAAAAAUCAUCAGAGAUGAAUAAAGAAUCAACGGAAAUUGAUGAAUCCAAAUUAGAAAAUGUCAAAUCAAAUGAAAGUUCAACUAUUCACACUAAAACUGACAUAAAAUCGGGAUCUGAUGUUAUUGAAGAAGAGUUUAAUGAAGAAAGUGGAAGUUUAUUUUCUAAUAAAAUAGAUUUACUUCAUUUAAAUAAUAAAAAUCUUACAGAGGAUAUUAAUACACUAGAGAAUGAUUUGAGAACGUUGUCAGAGAUGGUAUCAAGAUUUAGUAAAAAAUCCGAUGACAAAUCGGCAUCUAUUUACAAUCACACGACAAUUGAGACUGAAAAGAGUUCAGCUAAAGAAAUAACUGAAGAUUUUUCACAAUCUGAAGUUGUUGAGAGUAUUCAGAAUCUAUCAAAGGUAACAGAGAUUGAUGAAAAAUCAUCUGAGAUUGAUAAUAAAUUACCACAAGCAUCGGAUGCUGAUGAUAAAACAAUGCAAAGUAUUCAUUCAGAAGUAAUAUCGACGAUAAUACCAAGUAAAAGUGAAUCAUAUGAUUCAAAAUUAUCGGAAGAAAUUGAUUUCGAAGCUAAAAGUAAAGCAAUUUUAAAUGUCGUUGAGCAAUCAAUUAUUCAAGAUCACGGGAAGCUAACUGGUAAUAAUUUUGAAUUAUCUGGCGCUGCUUUAGAACAAAGUAUGUUAAGUUUACACAAAGAUAACGAAGCUUUAUCAUCUGAUUUUAAUUCAUUAGAAGGAGAUAUUAAAUCAAUAUCAAAAAUUAUAUCACAAAUUACUGGUAAUAAACAAACUCUUACCGAUACAAAUUUAUCACAAUCGAAUAUUGAUCAGAAGCUUUCAGAGACUCAAGAAUUAUCUAAGAGAUCGGAGAGUAAUGAAGAAGAAACAUCUGUCUCUAAAGAAGUAGAAAAAUUAGAAGAAGAAAGUAGUUUUAUUGAAGAAGAACUUGAAGACAGUGAUCACGAGUCUUCAUAUUCUUCACAAAAAAUUAAUCAAUCAGCUAAAGAUACUUCUUAUCGAUCUUCAUUUGAUAAACUCAGUAAAACAGAAGAGGAAGAAGAGAUUGAUAAUAACGAUGAAAAUGAAGAAUUGUCAAGAUCAAAAGCUUCUAAUAAUUGGACAAUUUCCGAUUCCUUUGAAGCAGUUGAUGCUGAUCUCAUUGAAGAAAAGUCUCCAGAAAUUAAAGAAGAUGAUGAAAGAAAUAACACAACUGAUAUUCAAGUUUCUCUUUUUAUUCCUCGAGGAGAAUCGACAAAUAUCCAAGAACUUUAUGCUAUUCAUUCGGAUAUGAGUGAAGAUAUUAAUGGAAUAACGAAGGAAAAAAUAGAAAAUAGUAUUGCUGAUGAAUUAGAUGAUAUUUUAGAUAUUAUUGAACGUGAUAGAAAAGAAUCAUCAGUUCAAAUGGUUCAACAUUCAAUAGCUCCAACAGAAGUGAAAUUACAACAAGCAAUAGGUAAUAAAUUUGUUGAAAAAAAUAAUGAAUUAAAUCUUACUGCUGAAGUUGAGCCGGCACUUCAAAAACUGACUGAAAUUCUUGAAAAUGUAGAGAAUAAUUUUGCUAAAAAAACUCGAGAUCGUGAUGACCGUCACGAAGUUGAUGUUCGAAGUUAUGAAAGUAUAACAAUUAGUAAAAGUAGACAAGAAGAUGAUCCAAUACCAACUUCUGAAACUGAAAAAGAAGUCUCUAAUCAAUUUAUAACUGAAAUUCCAGACUUGGAUAUUCAGAAUAAUGAAAGUAUAUCAGAAAAUCGGCAAUCAAUUGCUGAAGUUGAUGGAAUAAUUGAUCAAAAAGAUGAAAAUGAUGAUAAAGAAAAUGAAGAUCAGCCAAAAUCAGUGGCAAUUUUGAGAGAAAUAAUUAAAGAUCCAGAAUAUGAUGACAUUUCUGAAGAAAGUUUAGAAGUAUCUGAAAUUCUCGAUAAAUCAAAGUCUCAAAAAUCCAAUAAAAUACCAGAAAAAUUUGAAGCUGUUCCACAAACUGAUGUCGUUUUGCAGAUAUUGGAUUCAAUAUCACAGCAAUCGUUGCUCAAGAAGUCUCUUGAAACACAAAAGAGUGAUAUUUCAGAACCUAUUAGAGUUGUAGAAGAGAUUAGUGAAGUUUCAUCAAAAGCUUUGGACAAUAGAGAAGUCCAAGAGAGUGUAGGUGUUACUAUUGAAGAGUUAGGGGAUACUUCUGAGGAUCAUUUAGCACAAGAGGAGUCAAAAAAAUCCACGAAAUUAGACGAGAAUGAUAAAAGUGUUGACAAAGAUGAAAUUUCAUCGGAAAUAAGUGAAGAUGCUGAUACUCCUAAAGGUGUAUCUGAAAUUGAUUUAGAUUCACCACGUGAUCAAAAUGAUUCAAGGCUUGAUGUUGAUAUAUUAAAUGAUGAUUUACUGAUUGAAAGUGAAAAUGAUAAAAGUAACAAGGAUAUUAAAGGUGAUAAUCAAACAGGAGGAAUCACGACUGAGAAAGAUAUUGAAAUGAUGAUUUCUAAAUUGCAAGUUUCAUUGGAUCAACCAGGACUAGAAGUAGUGGAGUUUAAUGCAAAGCUUUUAAGAAUAGAACAACUUCAAAUAGAACUCAAGAUAAAAAAAUUAGAAGCUGAAGAAAAAUCAUUUUAUGUUCGAGAAAUUCCCAAUAAACCACCACCACCUUAUACUCCACCAGGAAUAGGAGGCCUAUCACCAGAAUCAUCACCAAUUUUAUCACCAUCAAUAGUUCCAACUAAUGUUGAGGAUCUAACAGCAUUCACCGAAAAAGCAACGAUAAUAAUUUUCAACGCUAAACAAUUUGGCAAGGAUAUAAUGAAACUUGAAGCACCGCCUGAAAUUUAUGAAUUCAACAAAGACAAUAAUGAAAUAAUUAAGAAAGAUCGUAAAAUAUAUAAUACAUUUUUAUUUGAUUUAUGUAAGGAAACAAUUGCUGAAGUAUAUCAAGGUGAAUGUGAAAAACCAGGUCCAAGUUGGACAAAACCAAAUGUUAAAACAAAACCGGCGAUAAAAAUACCUAGAACUGUUGAAGAAUUAAAUGAAUAUGUGAGUAAAGAAGUUGCUACGUUAUUUGGUUUUAAAACGAAAUUACAACGUGAAAAUAUGGUUAUGAGAUGGAGUAGAAAAAGAAGGGAUAGAGUUGAUGAAUUAUUAGCUAGAGAAGCACAAGCUGAAGAAGAUGAAUGGACAAAGUUUCAUCACGACGAAUUAGCUGUUAAAAAUGAACUCACUUUAGCAAUACUCAAUCCAUUGUUGAUAGAGUCAAUGAACGAUAUUAAAAAUGUUUAUAUUAAAAAAAGACGAACUAUGGUAUAGUUAUUACGAUUAGUCAAUU
Messenger RNA from Chelonus insularis, 8006 nucleotides. RefSeq names its product centrosome-associated protein 350-like. Lineage: Eukaryota; Metazoa; Arthropoda; Insecta; Hymenoptera; Braconidae. Bases 437 to 7987 code for a protein of 2516 amino acids. Gene Ontology annotation, molecular function: microtubule binding. Gene Ontology annotation, biological process: microtubule anchoring. The record is from RefSeq and is a predicted model, not a curated record. The transcript is spliced from 6 exons. Gene Ontology annotation, cellular component: centrosome.